This is a messenger RNA of Didymosphaeria variabile, 2268 nucleotides long. RefSeq lists its product as uncharacterized. The transcript has 3 exons. Gene Ontology annotation, cellular component: membrane. Gene Ontology annotation, biological process: transmembrane transport. Lineage: Eukaryota; Fungi; Ascomycota; Dothideomycetes; Pleosporales; Didymosphaeriaceae. Bases 1 to 2268 code for a protein of 755 amino acids. Gene Ontology annotation, molecular function: sulfate transmembrane transporter activity. The record is from RefSeq and is a predicted model, not a curated record.
AUGGCUACUCGAAAGCUUGGGUCCUACAUCCAGACCAACAUCCUACAUGUUGAUCACGCGGCUCGAGAAGAAGAGAGUUGCAAGUACCAGAAGAUAGCCCGAGAGAGCAUCGAAGACCCAUUUUUGGAGGAGGAUCCGAGCGUCGUAGAAGCAUUCCGAGGUCUUGUGCCCACAGCAUCCGACGUAGCGGACUACUUUGUCAACCUGUUUCCGUCAGCAUCAUGGAUACGUCGAUAUAAUCUACAUUGGCUACUGGGAGAUGCCAUCGCUGGUGUCACUGUGGGCCUGGUAGUGGUUCCCCAGGCUAUGGCAUAUGCAUCGCUCGCUCGGCUAAGCCCCGCGUACGGUUUGUAUACUACUUUCACAGGCGCUUGUCUAUACUGGAUAUUUGGCACCUCUAAAGAUAUCGUCAUCGGGGCGACUGCCGUAGGGUCUUUGCUUAUCGGCCAAGUGGUUAGCAGUAUCGAAGAGGAUAAACCAGGUGUUUAUGAGGCACAAGAGAUCGCACAUGCGAUAUGCUUUCUUUGUGGUCUGGUCCUGCUAUUGCUCGGAUUCCUACGCCUAGGCUGGCUUAUCGAAUUCAUACCGUACCCUCCGAUCAACGCAUUUGUCACGGCAGCGAGCAUCACAAUUAUCUCGACGCAGCUACCCACUUGUCUAGGGAUCAAGGGUAUCAAUACCCGUGAAGCGCCUUAUCGAGUUUACAUCAACACCCUGAAAGGACUACCCAACGCGCAAUUGGACGCCGCCAUAGGCAUUAGCUCCAUUAUUUUGCUAUUUGCCAUACAAAAUUUCUGCUCAAAAAUGGAAGUUCGACAACCUAAGAAGAAGCGCCUAUGGGGCAUGAUCUCGUCUCUUCGUCUGACCUUCACGGUACUAUUAUAUACCUUCAUCAGCUGGCUAGUGCACCGAAAGACAGUCGAAGGCCACGAGAAGUUCCGUAUCGUAGGACAUAUCGAGAAAGGAUUCUCACACGCCAGCGUCCCGGAGAUGGAUACAACCCUCUUUGGCCUCGUCGCCAAAGAAUUGCCUGCAAUCGUCAUUAUUCUCAUCGUUGAGCACAUUGCCAUUGCUAAGAACUUCGGUCGUCAAUACGGGUAUACCGUUAUCCCGUCUCAAGAGAUCCUUGCACAAGGCUUCGCCAACCUACUGAGUCCAUUCGUGGGAGGAUAUGUCUGUACCGGGUCUUUCGGCGCCUCAGCUGUGCUAACAAAAGCCGGAGUGAAGACCCCGCUUGCUGGGCUCUUCAGUGCGAUGAUACUAAUCCUCGCGCUGUAUGCCCUAACGGCCGUCUUCUACUACAUUCCCAACGCAGCACUAGCUGGCUUGAUCAUUCACGCUACAUGGAACCUGGUCACUCCGCCAUAUAAGUUGUAUAAGUUCUGGCAAUAUUCACCCUUCGAGUUCGGCAUAUGGGUCAUCGGCGUAGUACUCGCCAUCUUCACCGACCUCGAAACAUCGAUCUACGUGGGUAUCGCACUUUCAUUCGCCCUGCUUCUAGUCCGCAUGGCACGUACACAGGGCAAGUCCCAGGGCCAGGCAAAAGUCACGCGAGUGAUCCAGCACUCCAAGCCCACAGCACACACAACCGCAGAACGCACUCCUUCUCCAUCGCACACCUCUUCCACAACUACUACUGAGGACUUGACGCGCAACGCCUUCCUCCCCCUUGAGGGAGACAAAGCCCACAACCCCCGCAUCACAGUCGAACCCGCCCACCCAGGCGUCUUCAUCUACCGCUUCGCCGAAUCCUUCAACUACAUCAACCAAGCGCACCACAUCGACUACCUCCUCUCUCACAUCUACGCGCACACGCGCCGUACCGUCGCGGACGACGGCGUCCCACUCAAAGACCGCCUUUGGAGCGACCCACCACCUGCUCGCACAUAUGACGAUGGUGCCGUGCAGAAGCCGGUCCUUCGCGCGGUGGUGCUCGAAUUCUCGACGGUCAAUGUCAUAGAUGUUACGAGUGUGCAAGGGCUGAUUGAUAUGCGGACCACGCUGGACCGAUAUGCGGCGCCGAAUGUAGUCGAGUGGCACUUUGCGGGUGUGCACAACCGGUGGACGAGACGUGCUCUGGCGAAUGCAGGAUUUGGCCGGCCGUCGACGAAGAAUCCGGCUGCGUUUGCGGCUUGGUGUCCUGCGUAUGUGGUUUCGCCUUCUUCUUCAGAUGAGGGUGUGGAGAAGCGGUCUACGAGUGUGGAGGAUGCGGCUGUUCUGGACAGGGGAGAUUUCGAACAAGAGCUCGACGGUAUUUCAUCCCGAUAG